AUGGAAAAGGGAAAAUUAUCCGUGUCUGGAAGCACGGAGAUUUUGCCGAGACGCUCCAAAGGUCCCCGUCCUCCGCGAGGUCUGCACGCGUCGAAGGCGAGGAUGAUGCUGAGCGGAGACUCGGCCCGAGGCGACGGCGAGAGCGAAGAGGCAGGGAGGGCGAAGAAAGCGUUUCUCUACUUCGCUCGAGAACUAGCGGAGGAAAAGGGACGAUCGACCGUGCCCAACCCGACCGUCACCGAAUCCCCUGCGAAGAAUCAUCGCGAGGACGAGAGGAUGAAGGUAUCUGACGCCAGUUUGCCGUGGAGGGGGAAGGUGUCGCCCCGAGCGAGUCUACUCGUCGCUCCCGGGGGGAAGGAGGACGACGCCGACGUCCUCUUCGCCGCAUGGCGGCCGAUACUCCUCUUCCAGAGGGCCAUCGGCAUGCUCUUUCUUCGGAAUCUCGGCUCCACGGACAGUUCCAAGGUGGAAUUCCGGUGGUGGCACCCGGGGAUGCUGUGGAGCGUGGGGGUGUGCGGCUGGAUGAUCUUCAUCACCUCCGCCUACUUCCUGGAAUUCAUGGAGAAAUACCAGAGGGACACCGAGGCGGUUUUGUUCACCUAUGCACGGAGUUUCUCCGGGGUGAUGUUUUAUCUCCACUGCUCGGCCAUGUUCGGGAUCUUCCUCCUGCGGUCCUCCAGGCUCCCGCACCUCUUGGGAGCGUGGAGGAGGGCGCUGGCGGCACUCGGACACCACGGACGGGAUCUCACGCUCAGGAGGGAUUUUCUGCUCAUCACCGUGGGUUUCACCAACAUCAGUACAGCAAUGAAAACUCUGCUGGAGCGAGAGCACAGGGCAGUACUGAAUAAGUUCCCGGACUCAGACGUCCUCCCCUUCCUCCUCAUGACCUUUCAGGAGGUUGCUCUCGUCGGAUUCAACAUGGGAGAUAUCACCAUCAUUCUCAUGAGUCGUGCCAUUUGCAAGCGCUACAGGUUGUUCCGUUGCUAUCUGGAGAAGCAGAUCAACGAAGGGCGGGAAUUGGUGGAAUUCCCGGAUGAAAACGCGAAAUGUUGGAAGGCUCUCCGAGAGGAUCAUCUGCACCUCUUGAACAUCCUCGACGAAACGGAUUCCUUUCUUUCCCCUCUCAUCUGCUUCUCUUACAUGACCAACAUCUUCUUUACUUGCCUCCAGCUGUACUUGAGCCUGAGCGGAGGAAAGGGCGAGUACCAAGGGGAUCCGGUGAGCAUGGCGUAUCUGGUUUGGAGCUUCGUCCACCUGCUAACUCGAAUGCUGGUGGUGAGCCUAAUGGCUGCGAACAUCGACCAAGAAGCCUAUCGCCUCUCGAAGCUCAUCCUUCACGUCCCCCAGAACUACUUCUGCAAAGAGGUAGUCCAUGCUGGCACGUGA
Messenger RNA from Darwinula stevensoni, 1386 nucleotides. Lineage: Eukaryota; Metazoa; Arthropoda; Ostracoda; Podocopida; Darwinulidae. The record is from the annotation of a GenBank genome assembly.